Molecule: messenger RNA, 1176 nt
Organism: Leptopilina heterotoma
Lineage: Eukaryota; Metazoa; Arthropoda; Insecta; Hymenoptera; Figitidae
Product: inosine triphosphate pyrophosphatase
Exons: 2
Coding region: 167-751 (194 amino acids)
Biological process (GO): nucleoside triphosphate catabolic process
Cellular component (GO): cytoplasm
Molecular function (GO): nucleoside triphosphate diphosphatase activity
Source: RefSeq, a predicted model, not a curated record
ACCUUAUUCUCCACAUGGCAAAGCUAGGCAAAGCAAAGUGGAAAAAUACAUGGAAUAAAAGAAUAAAAUAAGUAUGACUAAAAUUGUUGCAUAAAAUUAUAACUUAAAACAAGAGGAAGAGGAAGCGAGAAUUUCUACUCCAUUAUUGAUAAAAAAAUAAUUAAACAUGCUGAAAGUAUCUAAACCCGUUGUCUUCGUGACUGGAAAUGCUAAAAAAUUGGAAGAAUUUUUAGCUAUUAUGGGGAAGAAUUGUACAAAAAAAAUUAUAAGCAAAAAAGUUGAUCUUCCUGAAUAUCAAGGCGAGAUUGAAGAAAUUUCAGUUGAAAAAUGUAAAGCCGCCGCAGAUAUUGUGAAUGGACCAGUUGUAAUUGAAGACACAUGCCUCUGCUUCAAUGCUAUGAAUGGACUUCCAGGACCGUACAUUAAAUGGUUUUUGGAUAAAUUGGGAGCAGAUGGUUUACACACCAUGUUGAAUGGAUGGGAUGAUAAAACGGCUCAGGCAGUAUGCACGUUUGCAUACACAGAAGGUCCCAAUGAGCCAGUUAUCCUCUUCCAGGGUAGAACUUUCGGCACAAUUGUCACUCCCAAAGGACCAAGAGAUUUUGGCUGGGAUCCCUGCUUCCAACCCGAAGGAUACAAUCAAACUUACGCUGAGAUGCCUAAAGAUCUUAAGAACACAAUUUCUCACCGAAAUAGGGCACUCGAGAAAUUGAAAGAAUAUUUUUCAAGUGAAAAUAACGAACUUCAAUAAUGAUAAAUUUUUUACAUUUCUUUAAUAUUUAUUCCUUGAAUUCCAAUGUUACCAAAGUACUUAUGUUUUUACUUGAAUAACAUAUUUUCGUGAGAAGAUUAUAUAAUUUUACUAGAGAAUUCAUGACAUAUUUUUUAUAAAACUGACAAUUUUUAUUUUAUAACUUCUCUAGAAUUGUAUUGCUACAAAAAUACAGUUGAAUUGUGAAAAUUAAAAUUAAUUUUUAAGCGAAUUGUUAAAAAUUGGUUAUAAAAUUAUAAUCAGAAAAUUAUGAAUAUUAAAUCUCAGCUUAAGAAUAUUACAGACAUAGUUUCAUGUAUUAUAAUAAUAUAAAACAUAUUAUUCUUCUUUGGACUUUUUUUGCUAAACAGUAUUGUCUGAAUUAUUUGUUACUAAGAUAAAAUAAAGAAAAUAUGUACAUAAAA